AUGAUUUUGGCCAACGCCUUCUGCAUCGUCCUCUUUGUAGAUGAGACCCUCCGCUCGCUGGCCGCCCCCCCGUCCCCCCCCGGGCAGGACCCACAGGGUUGGCGGGUGCCGGUGGACUGCGUGCGUGCCAGUGAGCUGUGUGCAUCCGAGGGCAGCUGCAGCUCCAGGUACAGAACCCUGCGGCAGUGCCUGGCGGGACGAGACCGCAACACCAUGCUGGCCAACAAGGAGUGCCAGGCGGCCCUGGAGGUGCUGCAGGAGAGCCCGCUGUACGACUGCCAUUGCAAGAGGGGCAUGAAAAAGGAGCUUCAGUGCCUUCAGAUCUACUGGAGUAUACACCUCGGGCUGGCCGAAGGAGAAGAGUUUUACGAAGCUUCCCCCUACGAGCCGAUCACCUCUCGUCUCUCUGAUAUAUUCAGACUCGCUUCAAUUUUCUCAGGAAUGGACCCCGCCACCAAUUCCAAAAGCAACCACUGCCUCGACGCGGCCAAAGCGUGCAACCUGAACGACAACUGCAAGCGCCUGCGCUCGGGAUACAUCUCCACCUGCAGCAGGGAGAUCUCGCCCACCGAGCACUGCACCCGGCGGAAAUGCCACAAAGCCCUGCGCCAGUUCUUCGACCGCGUGCCCAGCGAGUUCACCUACCGCCUCCUCUUCUGCUCCUGCAAGGACCAGGCGUGCGCCGAGCGUCGGCGGCAAACCAUCGUCCCGUCCUGCUCCUACGAGGACAAGGAGAAACCCAACUGCUUGGAUCUGCGCAACGUGUGCCGCGCCGACCACCUGUGCCGGUCCCGACUGGCUGAUUUCCACGCCAACUGCCAGGCCUCCUUCCAGUCACUGACCAGCUGCCCUGGGGACAACUACCAGGCGUGCCUGGGCUCCUACACAGGGCUCAUUGGUUUUGAUAUGACGCCCAACUACGUGGACGCCAGCACCACCAGCAUCACCAUCUCGCCCUGGUGCUCCUGCAAGGGCAGUGGUAACCUGGAGGAAGAGUGUGAGAAGUUCCUGAGGGACUUCACUGAGAACCCCUGUCUCCGAAAUGCCAUCCAAGCCUUUGGCAACGGCACUGAUGUCAACCUUUCCCCCAAGAACCCCUCACCUCCCAUCACAGUGCCUCCCAAGAUGGAGAAAAGCCCUGCCUUGCCUGAUGACAUCAACGACAGCAACACCAUGUAUGACACGAACAUCAUCACCACCUGCACCUCCAUCCAGGAGCACGGACAGAAGCUAAACAAGUCCAAAGAGCAGAGCCUGUGCUACUCAGAGACCCAGCUCACCACAGACACGAUGCCAGACCAGAAGACCUUUGUGGACCAGAAGGCAGCCGGCAGCCGGCACCGUGCGGCCCGGAUCCUUCCAGCUGUGCCCAUCAUGCUGCUGAAGCUGCUGCUAUAGGGAAGAUUGCCGCAUCUCAGCGGGAGCGCUGGGCUCACCUCGGGCUCCAGACUGCAAGCGGAACACCAGCGAUGCCCAAGGCCAGAAGGACCCUCACAGUGCUGGGAAACUUCGAUGGUUUUCUUUUUCUUUUUCCUUUUUAUUUUAUUUUAUUUUUUUUUUUGGCCUUUCUGUUCGUUUCAUGGUGCGUUGGGGUUUCUACGCUCGAGCGCUCGCCCGGCACGACCCACCUGGGCACCCACAAAAGGGAACCGACGCGAUCAACGGCACCGGGGAUGGGAAAAAGGCACCGAGCGGAGCUCUGGGACAGGGGCUGCCUGCAGGGCCACCAACCCAGCGUGCUGCAGGGACCCGCUGGGGACGUGGGACGUUUGCGCAUCGCCGCGGCACGGCGCUGCCACUGGGGCUCCUUUGGGCACAGGCUGAGCUCCGCCGCUCCACGUCGUCCCCGGGAUCAUUUCCUUUUCCUUUCCCCUUGGUUGGUGAGAGUUUUAAAAUCAGAAAAGAAACCAAUAUUCAAACGGUGUGAGGUUGUCCUGAUGUUUUCUAUCUGCCACUCGGAGGGGAGAGAUUUUCCUUUGUAUUAUUUUCCUUCGCUUUGUCUUCCCCUUUAAUCCUUGUUUCCCAUCUUCAUUCCAUCGGAUUUGGUUGGAAUGGGAUCCAACCCCAGCAGCGGUUGGAAUCCCACCUAUGUUACUCAGUUCUCUUUUAUAUAUACAUAUAUAGCAUAUGUAUAUAGCACUCACCUAUACCUACAGAUACGUAUGUAGAUACAUAACCAUGUACAUCUAUGGCGUGGCUUCCUAAGAUUUCCUUUCCUCUUUCUUUUCUAAAAAGGAAGCGCUCAAACGGGCGGCGGCUACAAAAUGUAUUAUUGUAAAGUUUAUUUUUUUUAAGCGAUGUCUAUAAUGGAAAUUAAUAAUAAUAAUAAUAAUAAAAAGAAGAAGAAAGAACCAAGAGGGAAAACAAAGCACCACCCCUAGGGGAGGAGGGGGUUCGCGUCCCAUAGAGCAUCCCAAGCCCUGGUGCUGUGCUGGGGGGAUGCUCAGCUAUAGGAAGGCACAGAUUUGGGUCAGUCCCAACGUCUUGCAGCGCUGCAGACGAACUCCCUGGCUGUUUGGCUCUGGGAGAUGAGCAAACAAGCAAACAUUUCAA
Lagopus leucura (white-tailed ptarmigan) is the source of this 2553-nucleotide messenger RNA. Its product is annotated as GDNF family receptor alpha-2-like. NCBI's taxonomy places the organism in Eukaryota, Metazoa, Chordata, Aves, Galliformes, Phasianidae. Gene Ontology annotation, molecular function: signaling receptor activity. The record is from RefSeq and is a predicted model, not a curated record. Gene Ontology annotation, cellular component: external side of plasma membrane; signaling receptor complex. Gene Ontology annotation, biological process: nervous system development.